Hirsutella rhossiliensis is the source of this 1251-nucleotide messenger RNA. Its product is annotated as cytochrome p450 domain-containing protein. NCBI's taxonomy places the organism in Eukaryota, Fungi, Ascomycota, Sordariomycetes, Hypocreales, Ophiocordycipitaceae. The transcript has 5 exons. Gene Ontology annotation, molecular function: monooxygenase activity; iron ion binding; heme binding. The coding region runs from base 1 to 1251 and encodes 416 amino acids. The record is from RefSeq and is a predicted model, not a curated record.
AUGAUGGAGGCCUGGCUGCCCAGCAUUGCCUCUGUCCUGCAAAUUGCGGCCCCUGUGAUCGGUACUGCCGUGUUACUGGUGCUACUAUGUCCCUGGAUCGGGUACACCAGAUUACCAUCGUCCAUCAAAUCGCCCAUCCAUGUUGACGGGCCAAUAUCGGCACUUCGGGCAUGCCUAAAGGAAGUUUGGGCGGGACCCGAAACUGCAUCGAGAGGAUACCAACUGUACUCCAAAAAUGGACAGUCAUUUUCGCUGCUCAAUAUCAACUUUCGUCCUCAAGUUAUCUUGCCACCUAAUCAGGUUCGAUGGCUCAUAAGCCAGCCAGAGAACGUGCUGUCUCACACCAAAGCCGGCGAAGACGCAGACGCAUUGCCUUAUAUCCUGCCUAUGUUCGAUGAAACAGGACUCCACGCCUUCUCCAAAGUACUACAGAACAACCUCAGCCGCAACAUCGCCGAAACGGAGCAGGCCGUCCUAGAAGAGAUGCAACAUGUCCUGGGGCAACUACUGGACGAGACAGAGUCCUGGCAGGAAAUUAACCUCAUGGCCGUCCUGGAGAAAGUCAUUUAUCAAAUCGUUCAGCGGAUCUAUGGAUUGGUUACGUGGGUGGGGGUCUUGGCUUUCUUGCCCACAGACAACCUCGUUGCGGCUUGCACCAACAACCUACUGGACCUCGCGGGUUCCGAUCCGAAGCUUGGCUACUUCCAAACCCUCCGCGACGAGGCUAAAGCAGCGUUUGCCAAGAAUAAGACGGCGGGCCAGCCCAUCUCGCAUGCAUUGAACCACAUCGACAGUGCUCUCCGAGAAAGCUUGCGGAUGAAUUCCCUAUCCUCACGAGCCCUACAUCGCCAAGUCGACUGUGCGGGCGGGAUUGUGCUGCCGGAUGGACAUAGAGUCCCCCGGGGAACAUGGCUGUGUCUUUCGUCGGGCGACAUCCAAAGCGAUGACGACUCGUUCGAGGAAGCAAGGAGCUUUAAGCCUUUCCGAUGGGUUUCGAAGCUUGCCGAGAGUGAGACUGACAAGGGCCCUACGCUGCCGCUGACAAGCGGAAAGUAUUUUGUGUUUGGGCAUGGGCGACACGCCUGCCCGGGACGAUGGUAUUCAUUCCACGUCAUGAAAGUGGUUAUAGCGUACCUUUUGGUGAAUUAUGAGAUCGAGCCUUUAGAGAAGCGGCCGAGCAAUACUAUCUUUGCAGAUAUCAAUGUCCCGCCUAUGGCCCCUAUUAUUCGCAUGAGAAAAUUCGCCUCCUAA